AUGGCUGCCUUGUGUAGAGGCAGGCACCGGUGGAAAAGGAUUCAUAGUUUAUUUGUUUUAACAAGAAACCUGUCAGGGAAGUAUGACUAUGACCUGGUGGUUAUUGGUGGCGGUUCAGGAGGGCUUGCCUGCUCCAAAGAAGCAGCACAAUUGGGACAGAAGGUUGCCGUUUUAGAUUAUGUGGAGCCAUCUGUCAAAGGUACCAAGUGGGGGCUUGGCGGUACGUGUGUUAAUGUCGGCUGCAUUCCUAAGAAGCUCAUGCACCAGGCCGCUCUGCUUGGCACUGCAGUCAAAGAUGCUAAGAAGUUCGGCUGGCAGAUCCCAGGGCCAGUCUGCCAUGACUGGGCGACCAUGGCAGAUGCUGUUCAGAACCAUGUCAGGUCACUGAACUGGGGUCACAGAGUUCAGCUCCAGGACAAGAAAGUAAAGUAUCUUAACGUGAAAGGAAGUCUGGUGGACGAACACACUGUUAAAGGAUUAACCAAAGCAGGAAAAGAGAUGGUCGUCACUGCCAAGAACAUCGUCAUCGCUACAGGUGGACGGCCUAAGUACCCCACGAAUAUCCCUGGAGCGAUGGAGCAUGGCAUCACCAGUGAUGACAUAUUCUGGCUGAAAAAAUCGCCCGGAAAAACACUUGUGGUUGGAGCCAGCUAUGUGGCACUGGAGUGUGCAGGGUUCCUCACAGGUAUCGGCUUAGACACCACAGUGAUGGUUCGCAGUAUCGCCCUCCGGGGGUUUGAUCAGCAAAUGGCAGGUCUUGUGACAGACUACAUGGAGACAUAUGGUACCAAGAUUGCAUGGAAAUGUUUCCCAAAGAGAGUGGACAAACUGUCCUCGGGAGCCUUGCAGGUUACCUGGAUUGAUACCCAGACAGGCAGCGAGUACAAGGACACCUACGACACCGUGUUAUGGGCAGUUGGUAGAGCCCCUGAAACCAAAGCCCUGGGCCUUGACAAGCUUGGUGUCCAAGUCAACAAGGAGACGGGGAAAAUAGUUUUAGGUGCUGACGAAUCCACAUCGAUGCCAAACAUAUACGCCUUUGGUGACAUUGGGGAGGGUCGUCCUGAGUUGACUCCGACAGCUAUAAAAGCGGGAAAGCUUCUCGCCCACAGACUGGUUGGUCAGAGCACUGAGAUCAUGAACUAUGACAAUGUGCCUACCACAGUAUUCACGCCGCUGGAAUACGGCUGUGUAGGUUUGUCAGAGGAGGAGGCGGAGAAGAGGCAUGGGAAAGACGGCAUAGAGGUCUACCAUGCUUUCUACAAGCCUCUGGAAUUCACCGUCUCUGAGCGAAAUAGCAGCCAGUGUUACAUAAAGGUGGUGUGUGAGCGUGAUGGAGGUCAGAAGAUCCUGGGUCUGCACUUGACUGGUCCAAACGCUGGAGAAGUCACGCAGGGAUUUGCUUUGGGCUUUCAGUGUGGGGCAACAUAUUCCCAUCUGUUGCAGACAGUAGGCAUCCACCCGACAUGUGCAGAGGAGGUGGUCAAGGUCCACAUCACCAAGCGCUCUGGCUUGGACGCCACUGUCACCGGUUGCUGAGGUUAAGCUCCUCGGUCUCUGAGCACUAGUGAGCACACAGGCUCCCUCAAUGGCAGUAGAAAGAAGUUAGCCUGGGCGUUUCGCGCUUUCUCCUCCUCCUCCUCCUCCCUCUCCCGCGCUGACAUGGCCUCAUCAGAUUUAUGAUGUACCUCCUGUGCACUGGAGUCUCAUCUGAGGUCAGUCAUAGAAGUCCUGCCUAGGUGUAGUUGGUCAUGUGAUAACCAAGCCUGUGUAUCGGACAUUCACACGUACACAUGUUGUGUGUAUGUUUUUUAAAAGCACACACCACUACAGAUCAGGUUAGUGAGUGCCAAAGCUGCAGAGUGAGCUUCUUUUAAAUAAACAGGCUCAUCAAUCAGGA
Solea senegalensis (Senegalese sole) is the source of this 1900-nucleotide messenger RNA. It is a transcript of the gene txnrd2.2, whose product is annotated as thioredoxin reductase 2, tandem duplicate 2. The transcript has 17 exons. The record is from RefSeq and is a predicted model, not a curated record. NCBI's taxonomy places the organism in Eukaryota, Metazoa, Chordata, Actinopteri, Pleuronectiformes, Soleidae. Gene Ontology annotation, cellular component: cytosol; mitochondrion. Bases 1 to 1539 code for a protein of 512 amino acids. Gene Ontology annotation, biological process: glutathione metabolic process; cell redox homeostasis; cellular response to oxidative stress. Gene Ontology annotation, molecular function: glutathione-disulfide reductase (NADPH) activity; thioredoxin-disulfide reductase (NADPH) activity; flavin adenine dinucleotide binding.